This is a messenger RNA of Limulus polyphemus (Atlantic horseshoe crab), 1822 nucleotides long. Its product is annotated as cyclin-dependent kinase 5 activator 1-like. Gene Ontology annotation, biological process: activation of protein kinase activity; positive regulation of cyclin-dependent protein serine/threonine kinase activity. The transcript has a single exon. Lineage: Eukaryota; Metazoa; Arthropoda; Merostomata; Xiphosura; Limulidae. Gene Ontology annotation, cellular component: protein kinase 5 complex; cytoplasm. Bases 293 to 1264 code for a protein of 323 amino acids. Gene Ontology annotation, molecular function: cyclin-dependent protein serine/threonine kinase activator activity; protein kinase binding. The record is from RefSeq and is a predicted model, not a curated record.
GGCCAGACAGCCUGCCAGUUAGUGGAAGUAGCAGGAAGACGCCUACACUGAACAGGUAGAACCUACCUACCUGAUCAAGAUUUCAUGAAAGCUAGGGGAUUAUAAAAUCCAGGUUUAAGUGUCUAUCCAUGGAUGACAUUAAUCCUCAGCCUACCAAGAAAUCGACCUCAACUCUGCUACUUCCACUUGCCAAAGAAGCUUUCACGUACAAGGAAUAGUAGGCCCAUCGUCUAGUGUUUUUCACCAGCGUGGGUUUAAAUUCCUUUGCAUUCUGCGGUGAUUGUCUUCGAAAAUGGGAACCGUGCUCAGCAUCUCCCCCCGAGGCCCGAAGCCUACUUAUGGAGAGUACACUCCUAACUAUGAACAGAUGCAUAACGCUAAAAAUAAGGAGAAAUGUAUGGAAAAAACCAACGGUCAUUUCAAGAAGCAUUCUCUGUUCAUCAACGCUCUCACGUGGAAACACAUUAGCGUACCAGGUAAGAAAAAAAAUGACAAGAACAAAAGCACGACCUCUCGCCACCCACUAGAUAACAUAGACUCUUUGGUAAACAACAAUAAGAACAUUCAGAAGUCGUUGUCAUGUUACAACUUGAAAAACAGUAACAUCGGAUCAGUUGAUGUUGCUAACAAGAAUAACAACAAUUUCCAGAAGGUCGUUCCACCUCCUUUACCCCCAAAACCACCCGUGUUAUCUGGACAUAACCUGGUCCGCCCAGCUCCUCCAGGAGCUCUAACGGUUAACGAACCAAGUGUAACGAGUAGGCCACUCCCGACUCAAGGCGCACACAAGAAGACAGUGAUCCAGGCUUCUACCUCAGAGCUCCUGAGAUCGUUGGGAGAGUUUUUGUUCAAGAAAUGUCGGAAGGUGAAGGACUUUCAGGCUGGAGAUGCUGUUAUGUGGCUUCGGACAGUAGACCGAUCGCUGCUACUCCAAGGCUGGCAGGAUAUCGCCUUUAUCAAUCCCGCUAACGUGGUCUUCCUUUAUAUGCUGAUCAGAGAACUGGUAACUGAUGACAUAGACAGUGAGCAAGAAUUACAGGCUAUCGUGCUGACCUGUUUGUAUCUUUCCUAUUCCUACAUGGGGAAUGAGAUUUCCUAUCCACUGAAGCCCUUUCUAGUGGAAGAGACGAAGGAGACAUUCUGGGAUCGUUGUCUUCUGAUCAUCAAUCUGCUCAGUGGUAAGAUGUUGCGUAUCAAUUGCGAGCCCAGCUUCUUCACUGAGGUGUUCACCGAACUAAAGGCUUGCUGUCCGGCGUCUGGCUAACAAUGAUUGCUUAUUAGAUGACUUAAACUCAAAAGUAUCUACCAUUCAAAUAAAUCUCUAACCCAGAAGAAGAAGAGACUUUCUGGACAGAUUACCCACCAGGAUCAGAGAUUAUCUCAGACAGACUAACUUUUUACUGAAGGAUCACUGUCCAAACUAGAGCUCUGUUAAACUCCCGGAUGACGUAAUUUCGCUUUAGAUCACCCCUGCUUGUUAUUUAAGGUUAGCCGCUUAUAGCAAUUAAAGACCCACUUCCCUGCCAGUCUCAACGUUAGUGUGGAAUUAAUCUACACAAGGUAACCUACUUAGUCCUGUGGUUUGCACUGUGAUAAAUAUAAGUUUACAGCAUUAGACAUUAAUCCGAAUAAAACGCGUAAAAUACAGAAAACUCGAUCUGUUUUCAAUGUUUUGUAGUUCAUUCGAAACUGAAACUGUUAUGUUAUAUAAAGUGUUAUGAAAUAACAAAAUUUCAAAUAAUUAUAUAAUUAUAAUAACAGUAUGUCUAAAGUUUUAUCUUACAUAUAUUUAUCUAGUUAUAUAUUGGAUAAUAAAAGCCAA